AAUGCCUGUUUCGCUCUUAGAUAUUUCAAUAAAGAAACGCACUCGACGGUGCUAGAACAAAAGAAGAUAAUCAGUCGUUACGUGAAACACAGCACCUUUUUCCCCGAUUUCCUUGGUUCUUUUCCAACGGACCUCUUCUAUCUAACCAGAUGGGUGGAUCUCACAGUGGCUCGCAAGACGACAUCCCUCAUGUGUAUCUUUCGUGUCUUCUCCCUCAGUUCCUACGUCGACAAGUUGGCCUUUGUCUACGAUAUCCCUUUAGCUCUUCAAGAGUUCUGUCUGGUACUCUUAUGGAUGAUACUGUUACUACAUUGGCAAUCCUGCUUUCACUGGUUGAUACCCAUAGUGACUACCUCCAUACGUCAACCAGAACGUCCCUCCAAUGCUUCCUGGAUCGAAGUGAAUAAACUGUGGCAGGCUCAUAAGGCUCAGCAAUACUUGGCCAGUAGCCUACGCGCUAUAUCUACGUUUAUGAGGGCUGGCCUGUUGUAUACGCAUCAACAGGACGUAGGAGAUAUUUACUUGAUCAUCGUUUUGCAGCUGUUUGGUAUUAUCGCACCCUGGUUCCUCAUUACGCGAGUAAUGCAAUUCUUUAAAGGACACAAUAGCUCUCGUCUGAGGUACCAAGGUACCGUGGCUCAACUAAGACAGUACAUGAGGCACAAACAAUUACCAUAUCCUACUCAGAGAAGGAUCAUUCAAUAUUACGAGUUUCGUUUUCAGCAUCGAUUCUUCCGCGAGACGGAAGUGAUUAAUACGUUGUCGACCCAGAUGCGUCACGAAAUUAGGAUGCACUCGUGUCGUAAAUUAGUGGAAAAUGUAUCGUUCUUUAAUAAUUUACCAUUGUCGUUGCUGGGUCGAAUCGUGGCGCUAUUGAAGUCUGAGAUCUUCUUGACCAACGACGUGAUCGUGCGAGCGAAUCAACCGGGUGAUUGUAUGUAUUUUAUCGCUACCGGUACCGUGGCUAUUUAUACGAACUCGGGCAAAGAAGUGUGCCAUUUGGAGGACGGCGCAUACUUCGGUGAGGUCGCACUCGUCAUGCCCAACGAGUUGAGGGUAGCCAGCGUGGUCGCCGUUGAGGUAUGCGAGCUAUACCGGUUAAGUCGAGGCGACUUCGCUAGGACGAUACACCCGUACCCCAUGCUAUGGGAGACGAUCAAGAACAUCGCGAUUGAGAGACACGAGAAGACGAUGAUACUUAACGAUCAGUAGGUUAUUGAAUAGAUUCGUUCAAGUUGAUGUUUUUUGUCAAGAUAUCUGUAUUAUUAAUUUUGUCGAUCUUGAUGAAAUUAUUGGAAGAUAUAGUGGAUGUUUGUAUUUUAUUGAAAGUUAAUCGAUGUUAUAG
Messenger RNA from Bombus pascuorum, 1345 nucleotides. RefSeq names its product potassium/sodium hyperpolarization-activated cyclic nucleotide-gated channel 2-like. The transcript has a single exon. The record is from RefSeq and is a predicted model, not a curated record. NCBI's taxonomy places the organism in Eukaryota, Metazoa, Arthropoda, Insecta, Hymenoptera, Apidae. The annotation marks the transcript as partial.